UUUGAAGUGAAAAUAAUGUCUUUUAUUUCCUUUAAUAAAGUUAAAAUAAAAAAAACUUGGCAACUAUAAUUUUGGUGGCUGAAGGAGAAAAAUAAAUUUAUAAGGCUUUUGACUGGUCAAAUUCAAGAAAUGCAUAUACAAUUUUUGUAUUUCUUUAUCUUUGUAUAUGUAUAUGCAAGAAAAACAAGAUAUGACAGUUACCCAUUUAAAACUCUAGUCUCCAAGUAUCUUAAAACCAUAUAUAAUUAAUAAAAUGUACAACGAUAAGCGUUUAGAUAAAUCACAAACAAUGCCAGUACCACCGCCACCGACGGAAAUCCUCCAUCAUAAUCAUCACCUCUCCCAUCAUCCUCACCAUCAUCCCCAACAGAUCCUGCAUCAUCAUCCACCUCCGCCUCAACCACCCCAACAGCAGCAGCAGCAACAACAGCAGCAACAACAACAACAGCAGCAGCCUCAACACCCACAUCACCAUCAUCAGCAUCUGCAACAUCAGCACCAAUUACAGCAGCAACAGCAACAAUCACAAUCGCAGUCACAGCAGCAACAACAACAACAGCAAUCAGCAAUGUUUACAAGAUUCGACGCGAAUAAAUCAACAAAAGGUGCAUCCAAACUACGGCGGGAUCUAAUCAAUGCGGAGAUAGCCAACCUCAGAGAUUUACUACCGCUGCCACAGUCAACGAGACAGCGGUUAUCGCAGCUCCAGCUAAUGGCGCUGGUGUGUGUUUACGUUCGAAAAGCGAACUACUUUCAACAAGUUUUUAAACGACACGACAUUUCAAUUCACCAUGCGCCAACACCAAAUAUAGGCUUCUCCAAGGCCCUCUCUGGAUUUCUAAUGAUGCUAACGCAAAAUGGAAAACUCUUAUAUAUUUCUGAUAAUGCAGCCGAAUACCUUGGGCAUUCAAUGGAAGAUCUUCUCAUCCAUGGUGAUUCGGUUUACGACAUCAUUGACAAACAGGACCAUGGACCAAUUCAAGCCGAACUCAAUCGCAAUGUUCCUCAACAGCCCGGUCAACAACAUAACUCAGCCAUGUCCAGUCUUGAGGGUGAACAUCGCAUGUUUCUCUGUCGAAUGAAUGUCAGUCGAAACGCCAGAAGACAAAUGAGAUUCGGUGACCAGAAGGUUGUAUUAGUUCAAGGCCAUUACCUGUCAUUUCUGCCACUAUGCAGUCGCAAUGAGCCGGUCUUUUUGGCUACAUGCACACCGAUUGCAAUGCCCGAGACCAGGGAGUGUGUUGUACAAGGUGCAACAAAUGUGUUUACAACAAUUCAUUCAAUGGACAUGAAAAUAGCACAUAUAGACAAGAAUGGCGAGUUUCACUUGGGAUAUAGUAAAAGUGACAUACAAGGAUUAUCGUGGUAUCACCUUAUACAUUCGGAUAAUCUUCGUGAGGCUCAAAAUAAACACCGGCUAAUUACCCAAUCGGAACAGGAUAGGUCGUGCAUACUAUUGGUCCGGAUGCAAAGGCGACAAGGAGAAUUCAUUUGGGUGCAUGUUGUUCUUCAAGUUCGUGAUAGUCAGGAUAGUAGCAAUCAACAACCGGUGAUAGUUUGUACAAAUCAAGUUUUGAAUGAACGUGAAGCAUCUGUAAUGGUUGCAAAUUCUUGGCUGUAUCAUUUCUAUUCGGUUCAAUCGAAAAUUCAAUUCGGAUUGCCAUUCGAAGGACCAACUCGUGUCCCGCCGACCACACCUGCGUACUAUCACCAUCACCCAACCCAUCCACACCAUCAUCAUCAUCAUCAGCUACACCAUCAUCAUCAUUCGCCAACACUGCCGGCGAAUCUUGCACAUGGUUAUCCCCCGCCCCCACCACCACCAUCAUCGUCACAUGUGCCAUAUGGAUACCAUUCACCCGUGGGCAUAGGAUCAGCCGGCCAUCACCACCAUCAUCAUCAUCAUCUAUCGGCUUCGCAACAAUCACCUACGUCACAUCAUGUGAUGAGUAGCAAUGGUGGCAGUGAUGGUAGUCACCAUCAGCUACAGCAUCACAAUGGUUCAGUUGACGGUCACGGGAUGAACACGACGACUCCAACGACGACGACGUCAAUCGAAAACGCAACAACGUACGCCUCUGUGUAUCGCCUAGAGACCCAACCAGUUGAUUACAGCCAAGUACCACCUUCUCAGACAACAUCGACGUCCGCUACAUCACCAAAUCCACAUCAGGUCGAAAUGCGUUGCAACAGCGCCAAUAGCUCGGUGUCCAGCUCAAAUUACAAUAGCAUGCGAUUGGGAUCACCACCUGCUGUGAAAAAGCGUCUAAUUGGCAAGCUGGAACCGUUGUAUGUCGUUGAGAAUCAUUCACCCGAGUCAAUUACCGACCUGGACACUCACUAUGGCAGCAUGGAUCUGCAUCACCACCACCAUCAUCACCAUCAUAGUAGCUCGGUGGUUUUUGCCACUGUUGUGCCGACACGACCACGUUUGCUGACCAAAGCUUUACCUAGUGAUCCGCCGGACUUUAUUGAUCAGUGGAAUCCAAGUCCUCCAUGGUCUGAAACAGCUCAGAAGCUUACCGAUUCUGCCCAUCAGGAGCUGAGUCCCUGUAUAACAACUACCCCGCCAACACCCACGAGUGCACCACCCGUACAGACACUUGGUCCAGCAUUUUCAUUUGAAUGGAUGUCAGAUCAAUUCGUGCCCAUAAUGGAUCCAUCUUGUGGACCAUGCGUAUCGUGUUUUACUCCCGAAGGAAUUCCUGUUCAAGUGCCAGUUCAUCAGAUGUCAUUAGCACAUCACCAUCAUUGGUCGCCAGUUGUGCCGCCAACAGCUCAAAUCCCUGCUGAGCAUCCACAUCACCAUAGACUUAUUCUGCAUAAUGGCAAUUUGGGUUCGCCGACAGCGACAACGGCGGCAGAGGACAAUAUUAAUGGUGAACAUGUGACGGUCAUUACCAAAGGCGAGGUUAUAGAUGAAACCGAUGCUAAAGGUUCAAGGAGUUGAGAAUGAAUCAAGACUCGGAGAAUCAAGAAACAACCUAAUUUAUAAUUAAAAAAAGGUCAACAAGGUGGCAAAAUCUUUGGCUGGUUAGUGCAAUUUAAAAACAAUAUAAAAAUGUAAGACCUGGGGACACAAUUUAGAAAAAAAAUAUAUUUUAUUUAUUUUAAAGCGUAUAUAAGAAAUCAAAAGACACCAAACGCAAACCCUUGAAACUUUGGAAUAACAUUUCAUAUGGAAAUUAAAAUUAUAAUUACCUCCUACUUAAA
Molecule: messenger RNA, 3213 nt
Organism: Episyrphus balteatus (marmalade hoverfly)
Lineage: Eukaryota; Metazoa; Arthropoda; Insecta; Diptera; Syrphidae
Gene: dysf
Exons: 11
Coding region: 254-2950 (898 amino acids)
Biological process (GO): regulation of transcription by RNA polymerase II
Molecular function (GO): protein dimerization activity; RNA polymerase II transcription regulatory region sequence-specific DNA binding; DNA-binding transcription factor activity, RNA polymerase II-specific
Source: RefSeq, a predicted model, not a curated record